AUGUCUUCCGGGGGUCGGGUUGGCAAGGAUUCCCCAUAUAUGCCUCGGGGUUGCGAUAUGCAGUGGUUCAGCACGCUGGAAGCAUGUGAGAUCCUCGGACGGUACUCUCAAGUUAUCCUCGUAGGCGAUUCUAUGCUGAGACACGUCAUCGGGGCGCUGAAUAUCUUGAUUCGAGAGGAUUUGGGGUAUGGCGGAGUCACGGAUUGGAAUUUCGACGCCGAGGAAAAACGCAAGUGCUUCUGCCAUAACCAAUUCGACGUUCACGACUGUUCCGUCCAAGGCAUUUUCAGUACAUCGGAUGUUCUUGAGCAUGACCCUCUAAGCCUGUUGUGCCCGAAAAUGAUCCCGGAAUGGAACACGGAUUUGCGGAUUGAGCAAAUGGUGCGAUACCCUAUCCCCGAGGAAGAGCGCCGACGGUUUGAGAAGGCAAUUGAUCCGAACCCUUCUCAACCGAAAGCCUUCAUCUUGGGUCACGGGUUAUGGAAUAAUCUGGACGUGGACCAAGCCGCGAACUGGUUGGAUUUGGUGCUCGACACAAUUGAGUCGAAAACCGGAGCACGCAUGCGACUACGGGGCCGUAGCCCAAGGAAAAAUCUACCGAUCCUGCUGAUGACGCCGAACGCAGCGGGAGAGGCAAAGCCGGAUGAGUGGAUCGUUAGUCAGGGAAACAAAGCCCUGAUCCGGUUCGAGCACGCGAUGGCAGUUCAAGCCGCCAAGAGGCGAGUAGACCACCUCGGGACGUGGAAUAUGAGCAUUCAAGCGACUCUAUACGACGGCGUGCAUAUGGACAUGCGAGGAAACCUCCUAAAGGCUAUGAUGGUAUUGAACUGGUUGAACUUAUUGGACGCUUGA
Messenger RNA from Annulohypoxylon truncatum, 852 nucleotides. RefSeq lists its product as uncharacterized. Lineage: Eukaryota; Fungi; Ascomycota; Sordariomycetes; Xylariales; Hypoxylaceae. The coding region runs from base 1 to 852 and encodes 283 amino acids. The record is from RefSeq and is a predicted model, not a curated record. The transcript has 3 exons.